Molecule: messenger RNA, 2343 nt
Organism: Otolemur garnettii (small-eared galago)
Lineage: Eukaryota; Metazoa; Chordata; Mammalia; Primates; Galagidae
Gene: CCDC162P
Product: coiled-coil domain containing 162, pseudogene
Exons: 14
Coding region: 1-2343 (780 amino acids)
Source: RefSeq, a predicted model, not a curated record
AUGCAGGUGCUCCAAGACCAUGCUGCAAAGAUAGUUGCGCUGGCUCCACAUCAGCCAUCUUCUGUGGCUUCCCGGGGUUUGCAGCAGCACAGCUAUGACCAGAUCUGGGAGAAGAUUUAUAGCAACAUCAACCUCUAUCAGACUGAGAAUACAAAGGAUGGUGAGCUCUCCACGGAACAAAGUGAAAAUGACUUAGCACCGAUAAGUCUCAGCCAACACCCUGACCGGCCCUUCAAGCAGAACAAAGAGACAGGGUACAGCUAUGCGAUGAUGCUGCGGUUGCUGGGCUUGGAUGGUGGCCCCCAGCCCAGUGACAGGAAUCCUGUCCUCACAAGAUGGGCCUACUUGUCCUUUCUGUAUCUGCGCCACCUGCGCAUCAGGGAACUCCAGCGCACCUGCUUAGGAAUUCUGAACUACUUCAGAUCUGUGGAGCGAACCCUGACAAUCAAUGCUUCGGGCCUUACCUCGGUUUCAGGGAACCUGGUCCCUACCAGGGAAGCGAGUUCCCGGGUAAAUAUAGCCGAAGGAGGCUUGGGCACCUCGCAUGGCCUGGGAUCUCACCACUAUGUCCAUGGGACACCUGCUGAGCGCUCGCUCAUGGAAAAUGUCCCCAGCAGCAGGCUGGAUCAACUCUUCACCAAUUGUGAAGACUUCUUAGCUUCAGCGGUCCACAGUGUCCAAUUCAUGGAGUUCUCAGAAGUGGAGAACCAGGAUGACUUCUACAGUGUAGGAGCGGGCUGUGUCCACACCCAGGACCAGCAAGGGGUGUAUGUCAUGUACCAGGAGGCCUUGCGCGAUCUCACGGAGCUGGAGGCGGAGCUGCUGCUCGUGGCCAGCCAUUACAUUGAGAAAGACAAGGGUCACAGAAAGGGCAGUGAGUCAAAAAGUGGCCAGGACAGGGGAUGGGCCCAUGCAGAUGUGGACAGAUUUGCCGUGUUGUGUGACAUGUGGACCUGGGAAGCAGCUCUUCUGGAAAACAAGCGGCAGCUUCUUGACAGCUACUUUGAAGCCUACCAGCACACACUGGACCCUGAGGAGAGGAGUGCUUUGGCACAAGUAAUGACGGACAUCAUGCACCGGCGCCCGAGGUUUGAUCUCAGCCACCCUUACUUUAUUAAGGCCUACCAGGAUGAGUGUGCCUGCCUGAGGCUUCACCUGCAGCUAGCAAGGGGCGUCCUCAACCAGCAAAUAGCGCGUCAGCGGGAGUAUUUCCAGAUGCUUUGGCGAGAUGAUCAUCUAGACAAUAGCAAUAAAUUUGGACUUCCCCUGAACAUAAUUUCCCAACAGCUUAUUUCCAUCAACAAUAGCUACCCAGCUUUGCAAAAUGUUUAUCUGCUGGAGUUCCACCCUUCCCUUGGCCUGGCAGCGCUCAUCCCCACAGCUCUGGAGCAUGUCCUGUGCGAGGCCCACCAUGCCUGCAGACCCACGUCAGCCAGUGGCCUCGCCGAGCUAGAGCGGCGUGUCCUAAGGCUCGCCCUCGACCUGUGGCUCACACCAUCUAAGCCCGAGGCUGCGUAUAGCACACAGCUCCAGAAAGACCUGUUCUCGGCUAAAGUGAUGGGCGAUCCCUUCCUCGUGGAGGAGAUAGGCCUGCUUGCGCUCAAGUCUGCAGCAGAGGAAGGACGGGCACGAGGGCAAGACUCUCAAGUGCUGCUGCUGGAGAUGUUUUCCAAACUUCUGGAGCUCUUGACCAUCCGCCACCGGCUCAUAGAACUGAGUCUGGAGAGUGCACACCUAGCUCGGCUCUAUAAGGAAUUGGCAUGGGAGAUGGGUUUUGAAGAGUUCCACUUGUACCUGAGGCCUGUUCACUUUGAAUUUGCAUCACACAGGGACAAGGUGGACCAAGCACCUCCUGUCUUUAUAACCUCUCUGCUGCAGGACAGCGGUCAGGUAGACAGGUAUUCUCCUCCCGCUCUUGCCUUAGCCAUCUCGGAGGUAGAUGAUAACCACGUCGGCAAAUUUAGUUUUUAUACAAAGGAAGCCAUCCUUCAGCUGCUGUUCCAUUCAGGAGUGGAGAAUAUGCAAGUGACCCUUGCAUGCCAAGCUGUUCAGAAAAAUGCCCUGAUGGUGGCUAUCCAGCAGGCCUACUUCUAUCUCACCCCUCCAGGGGGCCGUCCUGCUGGUGUCAAGGUCAGCAUGCACGAUAGGGAAGCAGAGUCAUGCCACCACCACUGCCGAUUAGAGCCAGCUGCCCCUCCUUUCCCCCUUCCCUUCCUCCCUUCUUUUUCCCCUUCCCCCUUUUUUCCUCUCUCCAUCCCUUUUUCUUUCUUCCUCUUUCCCAUCUCUUUAUAUUCCUUACUUUUUCUUCCUUCCCUUCUUAUUUGUGAAUCAAUGUAUAACUAA